This is a messenger RNA of Salarias fasciatus (jewelled blenny), 1846 nucleotides long. RefSeq names its product forkhead box A2 (gene foxa2). Gene Ontology annotation, biological process: regulation of transcription by RNA polymerase II; anatomical structure morphogenesis; cell differentiation. The transcript is spliced from 2 exons. Gene Ontology annotation, molecular function: transcription factor binding; DNA-binding transcription factor activity, RNA polymerase II-specific; protein domain specific binding. Lineage: Eukaryota; Metazoa; Chordata; Actinopteri; Blenniiformes; Blenniidae. Bases 205 to 1449 code for a protein of 414 amino acids. The record is from RefSeq and is a predicted model, not a curated record.
CGUUAACAAGCAGCACGGAGCGUCAUUUGAACUCCAGUCACUGACAGACGCGUCUCACGGCUGCCUCCGUAAGACACAUGCGCCAGUCCUCGACGAAAGGGACACACGCCGACGACCAGAACACACUCAGUGGUCCCCAGUCACCUGCUAUUAGAGACACUUUGGGCUUUUCCACUGCUGGGAGACGCUUUGUGAAAGUCCUCCAUGAUGCUUGGAGCAGUUAAAAUGGAAGGACACGAACACACCGACUGGAGCACCUACUACGGAGAGCCCGAGUGUUACACCUCGGUUGGCAACAUGAACACGGGCCUGGGAAUGAACUCUAUGAAUACCUACAUGAGCAUGUCCGGCAUGAGCACCACGGCCAACAUGACGGCCAAUUCCAUGAACAUGUCGUACGUCAACACGGGCAUGAGCCCCUCCAUGACGGGCAUGUCACCGGGCACCGGAGCCAUGAACGGCAUGGGCGCGGGCAUGACGGCCAUGAGCGCAGCCCUCAGCCCCAGCAUGAGCCCCAUGACGGCGCAGCCCGCGUCCAUGAACGCGCUGACAUCGUACACCAACAUUAACGCCAUGAGCCCCAUCUACGGACAGUCGAACAUCAACAGGUCCAGAGACCCGAAGACCUACCGCAGGAGCUACACGCACGCCAAGCCCCCGUACUCCUACAUCUCCCUCAUCACCAUGGCCAUCCAGCAGUCCCCCAGCAAGAUGCUGACUCUGGCUGAGAUCUACCAGUGGAUAAUGGACCUCUUCCCCUUUUACCGACAGAACCAGCAGCGCUGGCAGAACUCCAUCCGCCACUCUUUGUCUUUCAAUGACUGUUUCCUCAAAGUGCCCAGGUCGCCGGAUAAACCCGGAAAGGGCUCCUUUUGGACUCUGCACCCGGACUCCGGGAACAUGUUUGAGAACGGCUGCUACCUGAGGAGGCAGAAGCGCUUCAAGUGCGAGAAGAAGAUGGCCAUGAAGGACACCGGCCGCAAGGGAGACGGCGGCUCCUCCAACAGCAGCUCCGAGAGCUGCAACGGCAACGAGUCCCCGCACUCCAACUCCUCCUCCGGGGAGCACAAGAGGUCCCUGUCGGACAUGAAGACGAGCCAGGCCCUGAGCCCGGAGCACACCGCCGCCUCCCCGGUGACGCAGGGCCAGCACCUCAUGUCCCAGCACCACUCGGUGCUGGCGCACGACGCCCACCUGAAGCCGGAGCACCACUACUCCUUCAACCACCCCUUCUCCAUCAACAACCUCAUGUCCUCAGAGCAGCAGCAUCACAAAAUGGACCUAAAGACUUACGAGCAGGUGAUGCACUACUCUGGCUACGGCUCCCCCAUGACCGGGGCCCUGUCCAUGGGCUCCAUGGCGGGGAAAGCCGGCCUGGAUUCCUCAUCCAUACCCGACACGACUUACUAUCAAGGUGUCUAUUCCAGGCCGAUCAUGAACUCCUCAUAAACUCUGCCUUCCCUCCCAGCAGAUGUGGACUUUCUUCGCAUUCGAUUUGUACAUUUGUAAAAAACAAAACAAACAAAAAAAUAUAGACUUUGUGUACAAUAUGUAUUUCAGAUAUUUUUGACGUUUCCCACCGUUUUAGUUGUCGAGUUUGUUCGUAGCCUAAUUAUUUUGAGAGAGGAUGUCGAUAAUAUUAAUAAUUAUAAUAAUAAUAAUUAAAGUGACGAUAAUGUGACCAGAUCUGUUCAGAAGUCUGCUUCAGGAAUGGACCCCAAAGAUAAAGUUGCUGUAAAAUAGCCUCCAUCUGCAUCACUGGGAAUGAAUUUGAAAUGCCUCGCAGGAUUUGUUCAAUCAUUUGUGUAAUUCCUAUUUAUGGCUUGUAUAUGUGUAUUCUUGUAGU